CCCCGCGCGUCGCCAAGAUGAAAAAUGUGAAGCUGCGUCCGAAUCAGCGCCUGCGGCUCAAGUGCAACGCCCGAAGUCCGUCCCCUAUGCGGAUUUCGUGGUUCAAAGAUGGCGUACCGAUCAGAAGAUCACGACGAGUACGCAUCAAAAACAAAAAGCGGAAGAGGCUGAUGCGUUCGACACUCAUCAUCCGGCGCGCCACAGAGAGUGACGUCGGAGAGUACGUGUGUCGCGCCAAAAACAAGGACGGCUCACGCAGCCAGAAGUCUCGCGUCACCAUGCCGAACCGACCCUCGGACGUCCAGCUGGUCGGGGAGCCGUGCGACAUCCCCUACUGUAUGAACGGCGCCACCUGUACGCUGUUCCGGGCUGUCAACGAGUACGUGUGCGAAUGUGACGAGGGCCACAAGGGCGUGCGGUGUCAGCUGUCGGCAGUGGUCACGAUAAAACCGCCCGGCGUUGCGGCAAUAUCCACCGCUGAGUACCGCCCCCUGGUUCUGGUCAUGGCCGGCCUCAGCCUCCUGCUUCUGUUUGUCGUGCUCGUUGCCGUACUUUGCACGUACAGAAAAAGGCGGGAAGGAGACGAAAAGAGCGCGGUCGCCUUGGCAGGUUCAAAAAACGGUGCGGCGAUGAGACCGGCGUCGCGGCGCCACUCGACAGCUUCGGAGGGCCGGAACCAACAGGUGUCGCCCUGGCGUCGGUGCCACUCGUCGACCGAGUUAAGUGCGGAGGCGCCGGCCGCCGCCCUGCCGUCGGCCGCCAGCGUGCAGCAGCUGGACUCACUGCUGCACUCGCUCGGCGCCGAUUCGUCUGCACGGCCGGCAGCCGGCCCCACGUCCAUACCAAAGAUGCUUAGUCAGUAGACAGUGAACGCGUAGAGACAAGCGCCGCAGCCGACCGUCGGCUCAGAAGACCAAGCACACGUUAAUUUUGAAUUCCAAGACUUUGGCGGAGAGUGAGGGGAGCGCGCGUGAUGCAGCUGAUGCAUAAUGCAAGUGAUAUUUAUUAAACGCUGUUUGGUGUUGAGGCGGUCUCGCGACCACCGGUCGGCGAGAGCGAGUAUUUUUCUCGAGAGAGAGCGCGUGAACGAGAGCGAGCGAGAGAGUUCGAGAGGGCCAGCUAUCGGCAGAUAGCCGCCUUUUCACGGCUUGACACCGCAGGGAAUGUUUAUGCCGUGGACGUUUUUAGUGUUCAAAAUAUCUUUGCGUUGGAAGAUAUUUUCCUAUAUUUGUACAAACUUGAUUUUGACCGCAGUUCCCAGUGCGGAACAGUAGAGCCACAGUGCAGCGGCGUCGGUCGGCCCUGGUGGUGGCUUCACGAACCACGUCCGGGCCGGUCCUGAACUACGAUUGGUCGAGGCGAGCUUGCACUCGCGCUGUCGGCAAGGCUGGUCGGCGCGUCGGAGAUAUUCCGGCUCGCGCAGGCGUGGGCCGCCGUUUGGUACAUCUAGUCACAGCUGAAUAAUAUUAUCUCUAGUUUGGUACGGGAGGUCACCCGUACCCUUCUCCCAGGGGCUCCGGAGAGCGUACAAAAAGAGCGGGCUUGCAAUGUUUGCCUCGCGUUUUGUUGUUUUCAUCUAACCGAGUGCUGCAAAGAACGUAACGUAACGAAACAGUCGUCCGACGGCGUCAACCAUAUUACGUGUCGAUUUCCUGUGCCCCUGUUCUGUCCCUCCGGCAGUACUAAAACUAGAAUAUUAUGUUGCUCAAGCGGUGAAACGUGGCGCCCGGCGCGCGGGCGGAUACUGUGCUGUACAUACGUGUGAGUCGAUCAGUCGUGUAGGACUAUUUAGUUAAUACCUGUGCAGCUAAGUGUUCGUGGUGCCCGUCAACUGUUUGUGAUUCGUCUGUUUGUACAUACACAGUCCAAGCGACUGCUGAUGACGCAGAUGGCGCCGACAGCUCUGCGUUCCGCUUCCCGUCUCUUGCUUGUCGGCCGGCCUUUACUCGCCUUGCUGUUCGCUUCCGCUGUGCUUGCGGCCGUGCGCUGUGCGCUGUGAAUGCGGGCGACGCUGUGUGGUGUCGCCGGGUUGCGCCGUGUCCUGACCAGCAGGGCAGCGACAACCACACCGCGAUCGCCCGGACCCUGCCCGAGGCCCCCCUCCUGCCCGGACCUCCGCGCCAGAUCCUGAGCGAGUCCCCAAUCCGAUCCUGUCCCCGAUCCUCGUCCCGUUUCACGUCCGAGCCCUGUUUGGACCGCUGAGUCCCCGUCCGCUCUCGUCCCACCGCGACCCCGCCUGCCCGCGUCACCGACGCUGUCCUCGUGGUCAGGGGCGCACCUCCCUCCUCCCCCUCCCGAAGCGGCCACCGGCUCGGUCUCGCACAGCGGCCAGAAGCUGCUCGACCCCCGGCCGCGCCCGGACACGGAGCGCAGGUGUCCGCACGUGUCCACACGUGUCCGCACGUGUCCGCACGUGUCCGCUGUCCGCCGCUGUCUGCGCUCUGCCCGGGACCCCGCCCGCUGGCUGGUCCAGGGGCCUGUGCCGGCCGCACAGGUCGGCACCUGUGUGACCUGCGUGACCUGUGUGACCUAUGCCGGCCGCCGGCGCCCGAGCGCAGGCCGCCCGGUCGGGCCGCCGCGUCAGCACGGUCCUCCUCCAGACCGCCAUACAGUGGAGACUGAUGUUUUUCUUGUUCAGAAGUGGCCACAAACAAUAAACUUC
This is a messenger RNA of Pollicipes pollicipes, 2662 nucleotides long. Its product is annotated as pro-neuregulin-2, membrane-bound isoform. The record is from RefSeq and is a predicted model, not a curated record. NCBI's taxonomy places the organism in Eukaryota, Metazoa, Arthropoda, Thecostraca, Pollicipedomorpha, Pollicipedidae. The transcript is spliced from 7 exons. Bases 18 to 863 code for a protein of 281 amino acids. Gene Ontology annotation, cellular component: plasma membrane. Gene Ontology annotation, biological process: homophilic cell-cell adhesion.